Conger conger (European conger) is the source of this 7008-nucleotide messenger RNA. RefSeq names its product cyclin dependent kinase 19 (gene cdk19). Gene Ontology annotation, cellular component: mediator complex; cytosol; nucleus. Bases 109 to 1605 code for a protein of 498 amino acids. Gene Ontology annotation, biological process: protein phosphorylation. The transcript has 13 exons. Gene Ontology annotation, molecular function: RNA polymerase II CTD heptapeptide repeat kinase activity; cyclin-dependent protein serine/threonine kinase activity; ATP binding. The record is from RefSeq and is a predicted model, not a curated record. Lineage: Eukaryota; Metazoa; Chordata; Actinopteri; Anguilliformes; Congridae.
CCCAAACAAGGAAAUGGUGGGGGAAUAAAACGAUCAGAUUAUUUAAUUAAUGCAUGUAAUAAUUAAUAUUUUAUUUUAUUGUAAAUUAAGAAAUAUUUAUGGGUGAAAAUGGAUUACGACUUCAAAACAAAGCUCGCGGCCGAAAGGGAGAGAGUAGAAGAUCUGUUCGAAUAUGAAGGUUGCAAAGUGGGUCGAGGCACCUACGGGCAUGUUUAUAAAGCUAAGCGCAAAGACGGGAAAGAUGAGAAGGAAUAUGCACUGAAACAGAUUGAAGGUACUGGAAUAUCAAUGUCUGCCUGCAGGGAGAUUGCGCUGCUGCGGGAGCUGAAACAUCCCAAUGUCAUCGCGCUGCAAAAGGUGUUCCUGUCGCACAGCGACCGGAAGGUCUGGCUCCUCUUCGACUACGCCGAACACGAUCUGUGGCACAUUAUAAAGUUUCACCGAGCUUCAAAGGCCAAUAAGAAGCCCAUGCAGCUGCCAAGAGGGAUGGUGAAAUCCCUUCUCUAUCAAAUUCUGGAUGGGAUUCAUUACCUCCAUGCCAACUGGGUGCUACACAGGGAUCUUAAACCAGCUAACAUCCUGGUCAUGGGGGAGGGUCCUGAACGAGGAAGAGUCAAAAUCGCGGACAUGGGCUUCGCCAGGCUCUUCAAUUCGCCUCUCAAGCCCCUGGCGGACCUGGACCCGGUCGUGGUGACGUUCUGGUACCGGGCGCCCGAACUGCUGCUCGGGGCGCGACAUUACACCAAAGCGAUCGACAUCUGGGCCAUCGGCUGCAUUUUCGCCGAGCUGCUCACGUCAGAACCCAUCUUUCACUGCCGCCAGGAGGACAUCAAAACCAGCAACCCCUUCCACCAUGACCAGCUGGACAGGAUAUUCAGCGUCAUGGGCUUCCCUGCAGGUCAAAUUCACUCUUUGAACUCCUCAGAUAAGGACUGGGAAGACAUCAGGAAGAUGCCCGAGUACCCCACCCUUCAGAAGGACUUCAGGAGAACAACGUAUGCAAACAGCAGCCUCAUCAAGUACAUGGAGAAGCAUAAAGUGAAACCAGACAGCAAGGUAUUCCUGUUGCUCCAGAAACUUCUCACGAUGGAUCCCACGAAAAGGAUCACCUCGGAACAGGCACUGCAGGAUCCAUAUUUCCUGGAAGAUCCGUUACCCACGUCCGAUGUAUUUGCUGGAUGUCAGAUACCCUAUCCAAAAAGAGAAUUUCUAAAUGAGGAUGAACCUGAGGAAAAAACAGAGAAGAACCAGACGCAGCAGCACCAGCAGACCACCGCGCAGACGCAACAGCAGACGGCGGGGCAGCAGGCCCCCUCUCAGCAGAGCUCGGCCCAGACCAACGGCACAGCAGGGGCCGCAGGGGCCACGGCGGGGGGGGGGCUCCAGCACGGCCAGGACCAGGGGCCCCCCAACAAGAAACCUCGCAUCGGGCCCUCGGGGGCCUCCUCAGGCACCGGGGUCAUGCAGUCCGAGUACCAGCACUCCAGCUCCCGCCUUGGUUACCAAAGCAACGUCCAAGGUUCCACCCAGUCCCAGAGCACCAUGGGGUACUCAUCCUCCUCCCAACAGAGCUCCCAGUACUCCCACCAGUCACACCGCUACUGAGGGUCCUGUGGAUGUCUCGCCCUUUCUCCUACCUAAGUCUCGCCCUCACCUCCUAGCCUUUGCCUGCAAUUUACCUUUCCCUCCCUCCCACACAAGCCCCACCCUCUCUCCCCCAAAAGCCCCACCCCCUUUCCCCAUGCAUGCCCAGCCUCUCCACACAACCCCCUCCCUCUUCUCCACACAAGCCCCACCCUCAUGCCACACCUGCUCCUUCCACUCCCGUCAGUCCCCUCCCCCUUCGACAAAGCCGUCACUUCCAUUUGACUCUUCCAAAUCCUCACUCCCUCUCAGGACGAGCCCCCUCUUCCUCCCAGACCUUGCCCUUGCUCUGACGUGGGCCUCAACCUGCCCUAACUCGGGGCUUUUGCAAUACAAAGGCAUACUCAACAUAGGAACCAAAAACGAAACCCUCCCUUACCCUUAGCCCAAGGGUAGUGAAAUCAUUUCUUUAUUUAAAAAAAAAAAGAAAAGAAAGAAAAUAUACAGACUAAAGAAAAGAAGAAAGGGUCAGGUACAACCUCUUGGAUAAACCCUGCUACACAAAGACAAUGUUCUCAGAACCAUAGCACUUAAAAACACAUGUUCCUCAAGAGGAAGAAUUGCAGCUUUGUUCGUUAAUAUGCCGCACCUUUUCUAUUUGUUUAAAAAGAGACAUUGUGCACUCUGUAGAGUUUUCAAGUUUACUUCAGCCUUUGUUUUGCUAAAUAUUUUUUCCAUAUUGAACAGUGUUGGGAAGAGCAGGAAAAGCAAAGCCCUUUACAUUUAUGGUUUUCUCACACUGUACAGUUCACAUUAAGGAUUUCUAUCUCAACCAGACAAAUGUAAAAUAAUAAUAAUAAUAUAAAAACAUAUUAUUAAAAAGGAACAAAAUCAAAGCCAACACUUCACCGAUUUGAAAUGGAAGAAGCAAGCUUUUUGGAAUUCUUCUCCCAUCUAAUUUUGAAAUUGCAUUUGUACAGAUAGAAUAUCAGCUGUCCAGCUGAUGUCAUUGCAGGGAAUAUAAAACAUACAGUCUAUAUAAAUGUGUUAUUAGAGUUUGUUUAAUAAUGAAUUUUAGUGACCUGUACAGAUAGAUUAGGACAGUGCAGUGGAAGGAGAGUUUGUGUCCACUCUCUCUGUGACCCCAGUAACAGGCUCUGUUUAUCUGCAGCCUUCUCCACCGCCGUGACCCCUUGGACUCAUCACACUAACCGUGCAUCACAAACGGAGGGUCGUUUAUCUUACAGAACUGUACAGCGCUGUCUUGUUUUGUCUGGGAUCUUUUUUUGUUUGGGGGAAGGAAACAAACAUCCUCUGACCAUUCUGCAAGGACGUUUGGCGAGGCCGUUUCCACUACUGCGUGAACGUUUUUGGCACCCAACUUUCAGUGUAUGCCUGUGGUGAGCAUGCCGUGAGCGACGCCGGGCAGAGGCACACCGUGCGGAAAGGUCAAGCAACGGCCAGAGGGGGGGUCAAAGGUCACGCAAUAUGCACAUCACCAGAAAAAGCAGCUAACAGUUUCUAAACCGUUCCACAGACUGUUACCUCCUGGCGAUUUCUUUUUAAUGUUUGUUGUGUUAUCACGAUUCUGUUUCCAUCAAUGUAGUUCAAACCUUUAUCUUUUUUAUUAUACAUUUUUCUCCAAACUCUGUCUAAGGGAUUGCACUGCCGUUUUGACCUCCACGAGGCCCUGGAACAAAGACGCGGCGAAGAGACCCUCCCUCUGCCUCUACUUCCCUCCACCCCUGACUGAGCACUGACAAUUUCAGCAGGCAGAGCAGUGGACACCACUCUUCUCUCUACUAUUUAUCCUGUGAAAAGUAGUCUACUGCAGCCGCACUGCGUGACCUAAUACCCUGAGAUGUGAUACGACUGCACCACCCCCCCGUGACAUUCUGCCAACUGGGAAACAAGGACAUUGUACACCAGGGACAUCUAGUGGUUAUCAACGGAACUGAGCCUUCCUCUCCUCCCAUGUCUCUCACUCUCGCGGUCUUUCCAAAGUACUCCGAAAGGGUGUGCUAUCGCAUGGUGGUGGAAGCAAUGUAUUGCAGUUACAGUAGUAGUGAGAUUAUUAUCUGUCGUCACAAAACUGGGGCUCUAUCUCGUUCUCUUUCUCCUCUUUUUCCCCCCUUCUCAUUUUCUCUUUCUCUCCCCCCCCCCCCACCCCUUUCUACUCACAAACCAGGAUCACGAUGACCUUUUGGAAGACAAUGUUUGUAAACUGUUUAAAACUGCCUUUGAGCUGUACAGAAAUCACCAGCCGUACUCAACUGGCACACACCGACUAUAAACACUGUCUCUUCUGAAAGUUAUGGAAAGUCAGUCGUUUUAAGAGAGGAACAGCUUAGUUACACUGCGACAUGGUGCUGCAUCACAGUCGCAAACAAAAGGUACUUUGGAACGAAAGCUGUACGCGCGAUUGUUGGAAGCUUUCCGUAUCAACCAGGCUCAGUUAAACACCUGUCACAGAUGCGCAGUGACCGUGUUCAACUCCUUGAGUUAAUGAUCCUACCUAAUCCAUUCUUGUGUUUUUUUACUGGCUGAGAACGCUCUUUUUUAAUGACGUCUAUAAAUCUACUGUCUUUUCUCCUUCCCUCUAAAGUAAAAAUUGACAACAUUUACAGGUACAGGCUGACCCGAUCUUUUUAUGAGUAUUACGCAGACAAACGUCCUUGUGAUGUUUCGAAGCCUAGCAAUAUUGUGCUUAGAAGUUUUUGAAUCUGCACUGCGAGAGUUGAGGUCGUUGCCAGGACGCCAGAUAAGGAAAAGGCACUGCUCCUUGUUCAAGUGGAUUUCUAAACAGUGAUCCAAACUGUUUUAUAUAUCUCCUUUAUAUGAAGAUUUGUUACUGUUGGUGUUGUUUUUUUUAUUUACUGUUGUUGUUUUUUGAAUUUCCCCUUGGUCAGGCACAAAGGCCAGGUGUUGCAGCAGCCUUCCAAAACUAUAUGGUGUAUUCUGGGAAAUGGAACCAGCAGCUUUUCCGGGGUUCUUUGCCAAACUUCUUUUCUAUGCUUAAAGUAUGGCUAAAGAGCAAAGUGUGUAACUAAUAUACUGCUCUGAAUUAAAACUCUACUUAAGCGAGGUUUUAAAGUAUUAUACUGUAUGUGGCUUCCACUGACCGUGGUGAGGUAAUAAAAUCCAUACAGUUCCUAUGCAAAAGUGAAAGAAAAGCUUUUACAGUACUUGUGUAAUGCCUCAGUUUUUGUUUGUUUUUUUGGGGCAUGAAAAUCACUGGUUUCAUAUGGUUGAAGACUCAUUGUUUUUUUUAACGAUUUUAAAUAGAAUUUCCAUUCUGUAUUGUAAUUCCAAAUAAGUAGUGAGUAAUAGAACCUGGCAUUCAUUUUAGCCUCAUCUCCUGUCUGGUUAGAUACUGCAUCACAAUAUCUAUAUUCAAACUGAAAUGUUUUAAGAGGAAGCAUGUAUAUGGAUAGUAUACAAUCAUAUUUAUUAUUUCCAUAUAUAAACCUACUUAUAUGUGUGUUUUAUGAUAUUUCUGUGUUAAGGAGACUUGAGACAGAACUGGACCUAUGUCUGACAAAACCCACAUCACUAAAUAAUUGUAAGGCUACAGUACACUUGCCUGUCAGGUCCAUGAAAUAAAAACAUAAUUUUGCGCUGUAAAAGCAAAAUCAUAUCAAUAUUUUGAUAGUAUAAUGCUUAGCAAUUAAUUUUUUGUAUGGUCUUAUUCUGAUAUUGUACAGGAGGACACGGACAGUCAUGCCGGUAAUAGUAACGAUUUUUGCUUGAAUAGUAGGCGUGUUACUGUUGUGGGUUGUCCGUCAGGUUAUUCUAUCUGGGUCUUGUUUGUUUGUCAUCAGGAAGCAGAGACUUCCGCGCUCAUCAUCAUGUUUUCUUAUUUUUUACUGGACUGAAACAAUAUAUUUCAAUGUGUGGACAGUGCCUUUUUAAGUCUGAGUGUUUAAACCUCAAGGUCGCCGUCUCAUACACCAUUCAGGACAUGUUUUUCAUUUUGCCUUCUCAGUAGAGGUUGUUUGUUUGUUUUAGUUUUUUUUACUUUUUCAUUUACCAGUUUGUGUCUUUUGCAGAACUUUAUUAAUUUACUUCAAACAGUGGCAGCAAGCAGAUAGAUAUCACUCUUGAUGUCAGUCAUCCAGUGACUUUUAGGAAAAAAAAAAAAAAACAACAUAACAAAUGAAAUGUUAAGUUUGUCUCUUCAAGUUAAUAUUGUCCUUUCGUCAUUAAAAUACAGUAACCGUAAGUUUUAAAUGCUGUACAUAAGAACACAUUUUAAGAAAUCUUCAUUGAAACGUAAUGCUAUGAUAAUUGUCCUUAAUGCACUGUUAUUGCUGAAAUAUUUAGUGGUAAAUGAAUACUAUUUAAUGUUUUGUUUGUUUUUACUGUCUUGUUUAGACACUAAAAGUAUGGCAGUUAUAAGACAAUAGGGCCAGAAAAUGCUCUUUUUAAGGAGUUUUUAUAUACAUGUAUAGAUAUAUAAAGACUCACUAUAGUAUACAUCUAUAAAUGAUAGUGCACUUCUAAGUCUGCACCUGUUCACAUUUCCCUUCUUAGUGUAUGUAUGUUGCAUGUGCUUGUCUUUUCCAAUCCAAAACUUUAGCACUUACUUUACUCAUUCAACAGUACGUACAGAGACUACUUGUACAGAGACUGCAGCGAAGACCUCUGGCUUGUAAAGGGCACAUACGAGAACAUUUCAUUUCCAGGAAGUGCAAUCUUCAUUACUCCUUAGAUACGACCGAUGGUAAAUGCCUCAAAUUAUAAUCACAUUUCUAUCAUUUUUAAUGACAUUUGAUCUCAUAUACAAUUGAUUAUUGUAUGCUAAGUGCUUUAUAUGGGUUUAUAUUUGUCUGUCCUUAAAACUGGACAUAUAAGUGACCCCUCAUCAGUGGGCCUUAUUCUUGUAAGGCUCGGUAACUAUGAUCCAAACUAUUUCAGAAUUCUAUUUUAUUUUUGAAAAUUAUUAUUAUACCUUUACCCUUUUUUACAUUACCCUUCUUUUCCUGUUGCAAAUAGUUUUGAGGCUCUCGUAUGGAUUGCAAUGAAGGUAAAAUAAUUAAAAUAAAAACAUUAAAAUAAGGUGUCUUUUGCUGCAUGGAGUGGAGCGUACCUCUGGGGUACAGUUUGAGUCUCCCCCAGUGAACAUGGUUACUUUGCAAGCCUGUGUGACUCAUGUCCAGUCUCUGUGUAGGUGUGUUUAUGUGUGUAAAUACACACAUAUGCACAAAGCAAGCAUAUGGUCAGAACUUAUACUGUGUCUCCAUAGCUUAUGGCAAUAUGAGAAUAGCACAGUGCAGGAAAUAAACAAAAAUCAUUUAUACUCUACGGCUGCUUCUAGCUAAUUUGUCCUAAUUUCACUGUACAAAUGACUGUUAAAUGAGAAAAAGUCAUGUAUAUUUAUUUUAUAUCCUCUAUUGUAAUAAAUCUCUUUUGCUUCAGAUGAAA